Messenger RNA from Lemur catta (Ring-tailed lemur), 237 nucleotides. RefSeq names its product defensin beta 136 (gene DEFB136). Bases 1 to 237 code for a protein of 78 amino acids. The record is from RefSeq and is a predicted model, not a curated record. The transcript has 2 exons. Gene Ontology annotation, biological process: defense response to bacterium. NCBI's taxonomy places the organism in Eukaryota, Metazoa, Chordata, Mammalia, Primates, Lemuridae.
AUGGGUCUCUAUCUUCCCGGGUUCCUCUUCUUCCUGGUGAUCUCACUGCCUUCAGGAAAUGGUCUGUUUGGGAAUGAUGGAGUAGAAUUUCGUACUUGCAGUAAACUUGAAGGCAGAUGUUUCUUUGGUUGUAAUCCGGCAUGGCAGUGGGUUGCUUUCUGCCAUAACAUUUUGUCUUGUUGUAAAAAGUUUAAAAAUUUUACACCCCCCCAAGCCAAAGAUCCAUGGGCCGAAUAA